AUGAGUGUGGCGGCAGACUUCCUCGACAACUUCCGCUCCCCGCCAACUCUUUUUCGGCCCUACGGCCGAUGGUGGUGGCCCCAUGGCGCCGUUGAAAACGAUGAGAUCCGGGCCGAGGUCAUCCAGAUGGCCGAAGCUGGCUUUGGCGGCGUCGAAAUCGAGGAUGUCCACCAUAGCACCAGUGAAGGCACAGAGUGGCACACUGACACCAACGGCUGGGCUUCUGAACCUUGGCUAGACGCUGUCAAGGUUGCACUUACCGAAGCCAACUCGCGUGGCAUGGGCCAUGACUUUGCCUUUGGGCCCGCCUGGCCAAUGGCAGUUCCGACCAUUGUCCCUGACGAUGAAGCCUCAGCUAAGGAGAUUGUCCUUGGCAAAAGCAUUAUUAAUACCACGACUACCUACAAUGGUUCCGUUCCGGGUCCUUUCUCCAAGCGAAAGGAUGGCGUCAACGAGCAGAAGUUGGUUGCCGUUCAGGCUUGGCGCAUCAGUCAAGAUUCCGAUCCAUACGGCAACCCAGUGUACCUGGACUACGGAUCAAUGGUCGACUUGACCGAUACGGUGGCAGAUGGAAAAGUCGCAUUCUCACCUCCAGACAACUCCUCAUGGUUGCUGUUCUCGGCCGUCAUUCGCGGCACAGGGCAACAGCCCGAGGACUAUCCGCACACAAUACCAACCUCCUACGUCGUCGAUCACUUCAGCAAAGCUGGCGCUCAGGCCGUCAUUGACUUUUGGGAAGAUCAAAUCCUGACACCUGAGAUGCUUGAACUCAUAGCCCAGACACCCACAUCGCUGUUUGAGGAUUCCCAGGAGAUGGUCUCUGCUACGUACUGGACGCCCAACUUUGCCGACGAGUUCCUGUCUCGUCGGGGGUACAGCGUCAUGGACAUCCUCCCCGUCAUCACGCAGUACAAGAACAAUGCUUACCUCUUCCUGUUCAACGACUUGGAGGUGCAACGAGGAUCUCUUCACGACUAUCACGAAACCAUCACCGAUCUCUACGCUGAUUAUCAUAUUGCGCCCCUCCGGAAGUGGCUGAACUCUCGCGGCAUGAAAUACAGGGCGCAACCCUACGGCAUCGCCAAGUUGGACAGCAUGAGAAUCGCCACAGCGCUGGACAUUCCAGAAGGCGAGUCUCUCGGGUUCCAAAUCAUUGACGAUUACCGCGUCUUGGCUGGGGCAAUUAGCUUCGCUGGCGUCAACAUAAUGUCAAGCGAGCUGGGCGCUUACAACAAGGCUGCAUACACAACUACAUGGACCAAAAUUCUGGGCACCGUCAAUCCCCAAUUCGCUGCUGGUCUGACUCACAAUGUUCUCCACGGUUUCUCAUACAUCUACGGUCCGGAAACGACGUGGCCUGGCUGGGGAGCCUUCACUCCGUACAAAGGCCGCAUCGGAUACUCCGAGUCCUGGGGCCCACGUACUCCAACUUGGAUGCAUGUGCCUGACUUCACGGCCUACAUGGGUCGGGCAUCCUUAUUCACCUCACAAGGCAUACCGAAGUACGAUUGCGCGUUCUUCCGACAGAAUGGGGCUUCUGACGACCACUACGUCGGUCCAUACUUCACCAGCGAGGGUGCUCGGAUUGGAUGGACGACAACGUACGUCGACGAAUACUUGCUGCAUCUACCAUCGGCUGUUGUAAUAGACAGACGCCUUGCACCUAACGCAGGGAAUUACAGCUUGCUUGUUGUGGCAGAAGACCCUGAUGCAGGACAGGCCCAACUCACGCCUGCAUCAGCCAGCAAGCUGAGAGACCUGGCCGAUGCCGGACUGCCGAUGCUUAUUCUUGGCAACUGGACCUCACCAGGUUCUCUGGGUCUGUCUGAAGAUAGUUCUGCUGAUGUCGCUACCGACAUCGAGCAUCUUCUAUCAUUGAGCAAUGUCGUCAACGUGGCUGACUUGAGCAGCAUCCCUACUGGACUCGCGAAACUCGGAUUAACCCCAGCUGUCAUGCACUCAGCAUCCCCGCUGAUUCACAUCCGCCGCGAGCAUGGCGACUUCGAUCUGUAUUUCUUCACUGCCAACUCGUCAUCAACAGGUGUGAGCCAAGACGUGUCGCUUCCGAUCCGUCACGAUUACGUGGCGCCGCUUGAGCUUGACGCUUGGUCUGGCGAAAUCAGUCUGGUUGGUCAAUACACCAUUAUGGACGGCCGGCUCAACAUUGGGAUAUCGCUCGAGCCACAACAGUCAAAGAUGCUCAUCGUCGCUCCAUCGUCGGCCGAUGUCGUACAUGUAGCGAACUCCACUGCCGACUCCAUCUUCCGCAACAGCACAACCGGGCAGCUUUUUGUUCGAAAUGGUGAAGCUGGAGAUUACAGGAUCGUACUCAGCAAUGGUUCCCAGCUAACAACAUCCUCCAAAGCUCCCAUGCCUGUAUUGGAGCUCACCGAUUGGGCCUUGGAGGUUGAUGACUGGCAACCAGCAAACGAGAACCCUUCAGACGACGUGGAGGAUAUCGUAGCGACCAAGUUGGUUUACCACAGCUUCAACCUCACGUCACUGAGUCCAUGGUCAGACAUAGAUGGAUUACAGAACGUCUCUGGGAAUGCGACGUACUCGACAGAGUUCGUUCUUGGAACUGCAGAAGCACCGUAUGGUUCUGAUGCGGGUGCAUACAUGGAGCUCGACAUGUUCCAGGGGUCUUUUAGGGCUAGGAUCAAUGGGGAAGCACUAGGUACUCUCGAUCAAAUGGCUCAUAGCUUCGACGUCAGCAAGUGGCUGCGAAAUGGCACCAAUACCCUCGAGAUAGAGGCGGCAACAUCUCUCAUCAACCGGAUGAGAGCAUUUCAACCGCAAUACUAUGAGCAGUACGCGAGGCAGAAGUACGGCUUGAAGUCUGUCACAAUCCGACCGUUCUCGCAGGUAGCAGUUUGA
Messenger RNA from Colletotrichum gloeosporioides, 2877 nucleotides. RefSeq lists its product as uncharacterized. NCBI's taxonomy places the organism in Eukaryota, Fungi, Ascomycota, Sordariomycetes, Glomerellales, Glomerellaceae. The record is from RefSeq and is a predicted model, not a curated record. Bases 1 to 2877 code for a protein of 958 amino acids. The transcript is spliced from 2 exons.